CACGAAGUAACGUCGUAACAACUGAACCAAUGAGUGACGCUGUAACAACAGUGAAAACUUCCAUAGCCUUUUCAACAACAGUAACAAAUACUCCUGACGCACCAAUAAUACAAACAACUAUAGACGCCAUAACAACAAAAGAACCAACUACUGACGACACAGCUCCAACCCCAAAUAUUGUAGAAACUACAAUUAGUACAACUCAAGAUACUCAGUUAACAUCAACGACUUCACGUGUUACUCAGAAGGCCGACAAUUCAGCUGUUGUGACCGGAACCGUUACUGGUGUUUCUGUAGUGGUUUCUGUUAUCGUAUCCUUUGUGAUACUACAGUUUUGCGGUUUUAAAUAAAUUGGUGGGAAAAAACAGUAGAAUAUCUAUCAUUCUCGUAGAAGGGAGAUGCAGUAUAGUUAACAAUGCAAUCUUCAUACGCAAUAAUCAACUGGUAGCUGUUUCUAAGUGAAAUAAUAACUGUAUCAUUAUCAUUCAAUUAACAAUAUUAGAUAAGAAAGUGCUUUUUAUCAAUCAUAAUAAAAUUUCAGGUUUUCAUACUUAUGCUUAUUUAUCAUAUCUGUUGUAUUUCGCUACUUUGUCUUGUUAAUUUUUCUGUUUAUUUUAACCUAAAAGUUGUAAAGUAAUUUUAAAAUCUAAUAUUAGGUUAUGAUUUAUUGAUGUAUUUAUAUUCUUUCAUGAUUUAUUGUUUUAUUACUGUUAUCGCAUCCUUUGUAAUACUCAAGGUUUGUGGUUUUUAAAUUAUCUGCGGGGGGAAACAUACAGUAGAACAUCCUUCAAUCUCGUAGUAGGGAGAUGCAGUAUUGUUAACAAUGCAAUCACGAUGCGCAAUAAUCAACUGGUAUUUGUUUCUAAGUGAAAUCAUAACUAUAUCAUUAACAUUCCCUUCACAAUUAUAUUAGAAUAGAAAGUGCAUGUUAUCCAACAUGAUAAAAAAAACAUCAUGUUUUCAUCUUUAUGGUUUUUUUUUAUC
Messenger RNA from Mytilus trossulus (common blue mussel), 984 nucleotides. RefSeq lists its product as uncharacterized. The record is from RefSeq and is a predicted model, not a curated record. The coding region runs from base 30 to 350 and encodes 106 amino acids. The transcript has 2 exons. Lineage: Eukaryota; Metazoa; Mollusca; Bivalvia; Mytilida; Mytilidae.